This is a messenger RNA of Aspergillus piperis CBS 112811, 1401 nucleotides long. Its product is annotated as F-box protein. Bases 114 to 1238 code for a protein of 374 amino acids. The transcript has a single exon. Gene Ontology annotation, molecular function: protein binding. Lineage: Eukaryota; Fungi; Ascomycota; Eurotiomycetes; Eurotiales; Aspergillaceae. The record is from RefSeq and is a predicted model, not a curated record.
CCCCAUCCUUGCACACCAUCCAAGCAGCAUCAACGACCCCACACUGCCAAAAAAGCACAAACUACGUUACACCAACCCAACCCUAAAGCAAGUAACCAAUCACAUCUACCACAAUGACCGCAACAGAAUCGACCACAACCACCAUGGCUACCCAAGAACCAACCACAUCCACAAAGCUCAUAGCAUCAUCCACCCCCACCCCCAAAAUGGACACCGUCUUCAGCAUCGUCGAACUAGUCGAGUGCAUCCUCCUCCGCUUCGACCCAUUCGACCUGAUGCGCGCCCAACUCGUCUGCCGCCAAUGGCGCACGCUAAUCACCACGCGCAGCCCGCUCCGAGCAGUCUUGUUCUACGACUUCGCCCACCCGUACCCCACCGAACCAACCUUCAACCCACUCAUGCGAUAUCUCUUCCCAGUGCUAUUCCCCACUCCGGACUUCACGAAGCCCACCUCCCCAAUCUUCAUGCCUGAAGACAUACAGCAUAUGCGCCUGGGCGACGACACAGCCUACCACAAGGCGGUCUUCCGCCCUGAAGCCUCCUGGCGACGCAUGAGACCCAUGAAUAUCCCGUGCCGGGUGCGCAAAGUAGUCCGGAAGACGGUCCGGGAUGAUCAGAACCCAGCGAAGAAUCUGCUGGUGUAUGAUAAAGAGGCCGGACAGGAUCCGGUGCUGGGAGCGACGAUGGAGCUCUUUUGGGAUGUGUUGUUGCAUGAGUUAGGGUAUUGGCCGACGAAUGGGAUGGCGGUAGAGUGGAGGACUGUGAGGGAGGGGAGCGGGGAUUGGGAUAAUAAUUGGAAGGAAGGGGUUAGUGAUGAGGAGAAGAGAAGGCUGAGGGCGCCGUAUGAGUGCUCGUUUGUGUCUGCGAGUCCGGAGGGGAUGCUGGGGAGGUGUGAUCGGCGUAAGUUUACGUUUGUGAGGGUGAAGCCGCCGAUUAGGAUGAAGUCAACGGCGGAGGGGUAUUUGGGGAUGAGGAAUCAGUACGUCUUGGAUAAGUUUGAGUCGAAGUUUUAUGGCCCGGAUAAGCCUCCGAAGUUUGCGCAUAGGGGGGAGUGGGAGUGGAUUAAUGAUGAUGGGACUAAAUCUUACGACCCAAGCAAAUAUGCGCCCAAUGAUGAGGAUAAUAUAUGGCCUGUUCCGGAUGAGGAUGAUAGUGGUACGGAGUGGUCUUGGGAUGAGGCGAAGGAGUACUUUGAUAGGCCGGAAUGCUAUUGGGUGCCUACUCAUACGCCGAUUUGAGAUGAUGGGGUUGGGGUAUUUAUAGUCUUUGUUAUAUUACUGUCUACUACCUGUGGUGCUAGGUAUGCUGGUGAUGCUGGGUAGCUGGUGGUGGUAAAAGUACGCUCUAGGACUGUGCAAUGAGGAUUUGUCAUAUAAUGGAAACGGAAUGCUUGAAUUAUCU